Rosa chinensis is the source of this 2256-nucleotide messenger RNA. RefSeq names its product pre-mRNA-splicing factor ATP-dependent RNA helicase DEAH1. The coding region runs from base 32 to 2119 and encodes 695 amino acids. The transcript has 2 exons. The record is from RefSeq and is a predicted model, not a curated record. NCBI's taxonomy places the organism in Eukaryota, Viridiplantae, Streptophyta, Magnoliopsida, Rosales, Rosaceae. Gene Ontology annotation, molecular function: ATP binding; RNA binding. Gene Ontology annotation, cellular component: catalytic step 2 spliceosome; intracellular anatomical structure.
AGUUUCCAGUCCUUUGAGAUUUGAUUUUUCAAUGGAGAGCGAGAGCAAUCUGAAGACGUGGGUCUCCGACAAGGUAAUGACCCUGCUCGGAUAUUCUCAACCCAUAAUUGUUCAGCACAUCAUCGCUGUUACAAAACAAGCAACCUCGCCGGCCAGCGUGGUCGAGAUGCUAGUCGAAUCUGGUUGGUCCUCCACCACCGAAACGGCGUCGUUCGCCCAAGAAAUCUUCGCCAAAGUUCCUCAUAAAGCAUCUGUUCUUGACCAAAACAUAAAAAAACCUAGGGUUUUCCGUCGUAAAAGGUAUGAUCUUGUGGACGAUGAUGAAGAAAAACAAGAACCAGAGCAAGAAGAGAGAAGGGUGAAAAGACGAACUUGCCCUGAAGAUGAGGAAGAGGAAGAUCAGAGAGCGAGGGAGCAACUGGAGAGGAAUUUAAAGGACAAGGACAAAGCAGCCACAAGAAAACUGACAGAGCCAAACCCUAAUCGGAGAAGAUCGUCGAGGAAUGCUGAUCAUGACAUUGAACGCUUGCGAACACUUUCGAGGGAAGGGUACGUGAAGAAAAGGGAGAAACAAAUAUUGGAGGGGAUUAGAGCCAAGAUAGAAGAUGAGAAGAAGUUAUUCAAACAUGAAAAGCUAACUCAAGCAGAGAAAAGCAGAAACAAAUACAUGGAGGACAUAUGCAAUGUUGUGAAGAAGUAUGAAGCUGUGGAUGAUGAUGUCGAAGUCUACCGGAUUCCAGAAGCCUAUGAUGACAUGGAGAGUGGUGUUAAUCAGAAGAAGAGAUAUUCUGUGGCGUCGCAGCGAUACAAGGAUGGAGAAGUGAAGAAGGUUGGUGCACAUGCAGAGCAGGUAGGUUGGGAGGAUCACCAAAUUGGAAAGGCAAGGGUUAGUUUUGGUUCAAAGAAUAAAAGGAGAGAAGGUGAUGAGUAUGAGUUUGUGUUUGAAACAGAUAUGGUUGAGUUUGUCAAGGGGUCAAUGGGGUCAGGGAUUAAGAGAGAUGAUCAGUUUGAUGAUGAUGAUGAUAUGGAAAUAAAGAGUAAUCAGUUAUUUGAAUUGAGAGCAAAAACAGCCAUGGAGAAGCUCCAGGAGGAGAGGAGAGCAUUACCUAUGUACAAAAUGCGCCAAGAGUUUCUCAAAGAUGUCAAAGAACAUCAAAUUGUUAUUAUUGUUGGCCAAACCGGUUCAGGGAAAACUACACAGAUACCACAGUUUCUGCAUGAGGCAGGGUACACAAAGGGUGGGAAGAAGAUUGGGUGCACACAGCCACGGCGCGUUGCAGCAAUGAGUGUUGCUGCCAGGGUUUCUCAAGAAAUGGGUGUCAAGCUUGGGCAUGAGGUAGGUUACUCUAUUCGUUUCGAGGAUUGCACCUCUGAGAAGACUGUUGUGAAGUACAUGACAGAUGGCAUGUUGUUGAGGGAGUUCCUUGUUGAGCCAGAUUUAGCAAGCUAUAGUGUGCUGAUGGUGGACGAGGCACACGAGAGAACUCUCUCGACUGAUAUUCUAUUUGGAUUGGUGAAGGACAUUGCCCGGUUUAGACCUGACCUGAAACUCCUUAUCUCUAGUGCUACUCUUGAUGCUGAGAAAUUCAGUGCUUAUUUUGAUUCAGCUCCAAUUUUUAUAGUCCCAGGAAAGCUUCAUGAUGUUGAUGUCUUCUACACAAAAGCACCAGAAGCUGAUUACUUGGAUGCAGCAAUUGUCAGUACACUUCAAAUCCAUGUGACAGAACCCCCUGGAGAUAUAUUGGUGUUCCUUACUGGACAAGAAGAAAUUGAAACCAUGAACGAAAUAUUGAAGCACAGGACAAGGGGUCUAGGGACAAAAAUUGCUGAGCUGAUUAUCUGUCCCAUAUAUGCAAACUUGCCUAGUGAGCUGCAGGCCAAGAUUUUCGAGCCUACUCCUGAAGGGGCUCGGAAAGUUGUCCUUGCCACAAACAUUGCUGAAACUUCUCUGACUAUCGAUGGGAUCAAAUAUGUCAUUGACCCUGGUUAUUGCAAGAUGAAGUCCUACAAUCCGAGGAGUGGGAUGGAGUCAUUGCAAGUCACUCCCAUCUCAAAGGCGUCGGCAAUUCAGAGGGCGGGUAGGUCUGGUCGAACUGGCCCUGAGCCUUGGGAUCAAUGACUUGCUGCACUUUGAUUUUAUGGAUCCUCCACCUGCUGAAGCACUGAUAAAAGCCUUAGAACUGUUGUUUGCACUAGGGGCACUAAAUAGUGUUGGUGAGCUUACCAAGAUUGGUAGACAGAUGGCUGAGUUUCCUG